UUUUCUCUUUCUUCUUCUUCUUCUCACCACAAAGCUCUUCCCUUUUGUGUUUCUUUACCACUCUCCGAUCCUCGCAACAUCUUAAAGAGGUAAAUUCCCAAAAAAAAGUUGAGCUUUCUCGUUGUUGAUUCCGUCGAAAUCUGCAACUUUUCAUCCUAAUUGUGAAUACCCAUUCCCCCAAGUUUCGCAAUUUGUGUGUUUAAAAGAUCCAUCUUUGAGCUGCAGCUCAGAUAGUUUCAAUGGAGGAACAGAGAGAGGAGAGUGAGUUCAUUGGUGAAUCCAUGGAGGAAGAAGAAGAAGCUGCUAAGGGAUUAGGUAUAUCUUCUAAAACUGAAACCCUAGAUGGUGAGGAUACAAACAACACGGUACAGGUUUCGGAUUCAGAUGUAGAAGAUGGCAAUAAGGAUAAUUUGGUUUCUGAUGUGAAAGCUGAUAAAGAUGAUGUUGAGGAGACUAAAGAUAGCGUUGGUGAUGAUGUUGCACUGACUGAUGCUGCUAUCACGGAGCCUCAAAUUGAUGGAGAUGCUGAGGUGGAGAUGAAUGGUGAGACGGCUGCUAAGUCUCAAGUUAAGAGUGCAGGAGAAGGGCAAAGUGUAAUCUCUGGUGUGAAUGAGGUAACUGCUGAUGACAAGGCAAGUUGUGAAGUUGAGCAAAGUUCAGUAGGUGCCGAGAUGCUUUCUGUUGCUGAAAAGAAAGCUGACCAAGAGAAGCAAUCCACAAACAAUAUCGAAGAGGAUGAUAAAAGAAUGGGUGUUGAUAGCAAACAAGAAAAUGAAGAGAAUGUGGGAUCAGAUACUAAAGAUACUGUUUUGGAAGCUAGCUCUGCUGCUGAAGUAAAUGAUGAAGAAAAAAUAACCAAUGAAGAAGGAGAAGCCACGGAGAUUGAUUAUGCGGCAGAGGAACUGGUGGAAGAUGAUGUUAAAGUAGGUGAAGCUUUGGAUAGUAGUGCUUGCGAUGACUCUGCGGGUGUAGUACAAACCCAAGAUAUUCCUCCAGUUGCUGAAGCUGAUGUGGUAAGUGAAAUGGCAAUUGACGAACCGAAAGAUAAUGCUGAUUUAGCAAACCCAAACAGUCCCUCUGAAGAUGCUGCUCCAGGUGAAGUUGAACCGUUGGAUCAUAAUGCUCUUUUUGAUCCAACUUCUGAUAUUACCAACUUUAUUGAUUUCAGUGGUGUAUCAUCUUGGUCAGGGAAUAUACAAGACCUUAAAACCGACACCAGGAAUGUCUCUUUGAAAGAGGAUAAGAAAGCUGCCACGGUUGCUAUUGAAAAUGGAUCCAGUGAAGCACCUGUUGCUUCUGGAGCGCAAUCUCCAGCUGCUGCUACAGAUUGCUCACAAGAGGCCUCUGAUGCAAUUUUGGGAUCUAAAGAAAGUAAAGAUCAUGAAUGCUUGGAUACGAAAACGGCAGAUCAAAAAGAUGCAGUGAUAGAGGCAGAGGACAUCAUAACUCGUGAAUUCCAAAGUAUCGAUCCAAACCAAAAGGAAGAUACAGGAAUGGAAGAAGAUCCCAGUAAUUCUGCUUUUGCUGAUGAUGAAGCUGGUUCUGAUGUUAAGACCAAUGGUGUGAAACGAAAGGCUGAUGUCCUGAGUGAGGAUUCACCAGGAGAAGGUACGAAGACUGUCUCAUUGGCAAAGGUGUCUUUUGCAGAAAGGCCCUCCUUUAAGAUUGGUGCGUGCAUAGCCAGAGCUGCUAGUCAGAUGACAGGAUCUUCUUUAGUUUUGAAGGGUAGUAACUCUGAUGAUGAAACUCUCUCUGUUGAGAGCUUUGUGACCCAGCUUCACUAUGCAGCAACAGACCCUGAUAAAGAGAACGUUGUAUCUGAAAUUGCUGCUGGUUUUUUCUUAGAUUUCCGAAACUCCUCGGCUUUGCAGCAAGGUCCCCCAGAAAAGGUGGGCAAAAAAAGAGGUAGACCAUCCAAUUCUGAUGUAGCAGGAACUGAAGCAUUCGAGUUUGAGGAAAUGGGAGACACAUACUGGACUGACAGAGUGAUCCAUAAUGGUGGUGAAGAGCAGACACCACCAACCGAGAAAGGAAAUUAUCAAGUUGUGCCAGUUGAGUUGAAACCUGCUCAGGUUCAAAGAACUCGUCGACCAUACAAAAGACGACAGACUCAGAUCCAUAUUCCUCUUUCAGUCUCAGACAAACCGGCAAACUUUGAUGAGAAUGCACCAGCUGAACUUGUAAUGAAGUUUUCUGAAGCGGAUACUAUACCUCCUGAGAAGAGCCUGAGUAAAAUGUUUAGGCAUUUUGGACCAAUAAGGGAGUCGCAAACUGAAGUUGACAAGGAAAAUAACCGGGCCAGAGUAGUUUACAGGAAGGGUGCUGAUGCCAAGGUUGCUUACAACAGCGCAGGAAGGUUUAGUAUUUUUGGGACGAAAGCGGUGAUUUACGAGCUCAGCUAUACGAUAACUGAGACAUUCAAAGUUAAGCCUUAUGUUGUGUCUUUAGGUGAGGAGGAUGCAGCACCAUGUCUUCCAGCCUAGAUGUAGUCCCUUCAGGCAUGGUUCAGGUGAAAAGAAUUGGCAGGCAUCAAGAGAAGUAAACGAUGAUGUGGCUCAAUGGAUUGGAUGCUCUUGCUUGUCUUGUUGUUAUCCUUUAGGUAGAGAUUUAGGCUGUGUAAUAUGAGAAAACUUGUAAGUUCCAGAAUUUCUUCGAGUAAUGUGUUAUUCUGGAGGUUAGAGAGAUCGUUCCCUUUUUGCCUUCUGAUGAGAACACAUUUAAUUUGCUGUUACUAAACCAAGUGAUGUUAGUGCACGGAUGGUAAUGGUUAUUAGGUGGAAGUGAUCUGGAGUAGUCAAUUUGUUCAA
This is a messenger RNA of Camelina sativa (false flax), 2807 nucleotides long. RefSeq lists its product as uncharacterized. The record is from RefSeq and is a predicted model, not a curated record. NCBI's taxonomy places the organism in Eukaryota, Viridiplantae, Streptophyta, Magnoliopsida, Brassicales, Brassicaceae.